Messenger RNA from Sinocyclocheilus anshuiensis, 4133 nucleotides. Its product is annotated as zinc finger and BTB domain-containing protein 44. The record is from RefSeq and is a predicted model, not a curated record. Bases 315 to 2282 code for a protein of 655 amino acids. The transcript has 6 exons. NCBI's taxonomy places the organism in Eukaryota, Metazoa, Chordata, Actinopteri, Cypriniformes, Cyprinidae. Gene Ontology annotation, molecular function: protein binding; DNA-binding transcription factor activity, RNA polymerase II-specific; RNA polymerase II cis-regulatory region sequence-specific DNA binding. Gene Ontology annotation, biological process: regulation of transcription by RNA polymerase II.
GAUACAAUAUGUAAACAUCAGCCUCAAACCUGUCAGACGAGAUUCCAAUGCAUUUUAUACAUAAUGAAAUUUUGAACAGACUUAUUUUUUAUGAUUUUGCUAUUUAAUACAAACGGGGGCACUCGACUUCGUGAUUUAUCGGGAUGUGACGAUGCUGUCAAGAAGCGACAGUACUUCUGUGCAAGUGUCAGAAUGCUAGCGGCUAGUUAGCGCGCUGCUGGAUCACAUUCAUGCGCUUAUAGUUGUCUUACAUUUCAACGGAUUCGUCCAUUCUUUGUUACCGGCAGUCCAGACUCCUCUUCCUGCUGUGAAGGAUGGGUGUGAAAACCUUCACUCACAACUCCCCCAACCACAGCCAAGAGCUUUUAGAUAAGCUCAACACCCUACGCAGUGAGGGCCACUUUUGUGACGUCACCAUCCGCGUACAAGGCCAGAUGUUCUCGGCCCACAAGGUAGUGCUAGCCUGCUGUAGUGACUUCCUUCGAGCGAAGCUUUCUGGGAAGCCGGCUGAAGAAGACACUGUAAUAGUAGGUGAAGAUAACAAACAUGUGCUGGAUCUCCAACACGUGACGGUCGCAGGUUUCGCUCCUCUUCUGGAAUAUGCGUACACGUCCACCCUGUCCAUUAGUACGGAGAAUAUCAUCGACGUACUGGCAGCUGCUAGCUACAUGCAGAUGUUUGCGGUGGCCAACACUUGCUCUGAGUUCAUGAAGUCCAGUAUCCUGUGGAACUCUGCAUCCUCAGCAGCAGGAGGUCCUGGUAGCACCCAGCCUCCAGUUUUACACAGACCCCAAGAGACCCCUGAAGGCCAUGCGAGCUGCACCCUCGCCCCUGUAGAUGCCCUCUCGCCGUCUCCGGUCUCAUCCGAAUGCAGCGUACCGGAGCGGCCCAUUCCUGUGUGCCGCGAGUCUAGACGCAAGCGCAAAGGCUUUGCGAGCCCGCAACCAGCAUCCUCAACCUCUCCGCAAGUCCCCAACCCCUCUCCCUCCUCUUCCUCCUUCCCAGAGAGUUCAGCGCAGGCUCUGGAACCAUCUCUGGCCUUCUCCUGGACAUACCCCUUUGGUGUGGACCGCCGGUUUGCGGCAGAAAAGUCAAAACUUCCUGAAGGCCUCCUGGAACCAUCUGGAGCACCGGGGCAGGACUCUAGUGGACGGGCAUUGGUGGAGUAUUUGGCCUGCGAGGGCCCACAUGGCCUGGGCGUAGGGGGCGCAGCAGGGGUGGAGGAGGAGGAAGAAGAAGAUGUGCAGGUGAAGGUGGAAAGGCUGAGUGAUGAAGAAGUGCAUGAAGAAGCUUCUCAACCAGUCAGUGCUCCACACAGUUCUCUGAGUGACCAGCAGACGGUUCCUGGCAAUGAACACACCCAAGAAGAUCUACUCAUCAGCCCUCAGUCCUCAUCCAUUGGCUCCCUGGAUGAGGGGGUGACGGAGGGUCUCCAAUCCAUGCAGGGCACUCCAAACACUACUGGUCACAUGGAGGAGGAUGAGAGGCUGGAGAAUGUCCAGUACCCAUACCACCUGUACAUUAGCCCUUCCAUUCGCCCAGGACUCAACAGUCCUGAACGGCCCUUCCAGUGCCCUACAUGUGGCGUCCGCUUCACUCGAAUACAGAAUCUCAAGCAGCACAUGCUCAUCCACUCUGGUAUUAAGCCAUUCCAGUGUGACCGCUGCGGGAAAAAGUUUACGCGGGCUUACUCUCUGAAGAUGCACCGGCUGAAGCACGAAGGUAAACGCUGUUUCCGGUGCCAGAUCUGUAGCGCCACUUUCACUUCCUUCGGUGAAUAUAAGCAUCACAUGAGGGUGUCUCGCCACAUCAUCCGCAAGCCUCGGAUUUACGAGUGCAAAACGUGCGGCGCCAUGUUUACCAACUCCGGCAAUUUAAUCGUACACCUGAGGAGUCUCAACCAUGAGGCGUCAGAACUAGCAAACUACUUCCAGACCAGUGAGUUCCUCCUCCCAGACUACCUGAAUCACAUGCAAGAGGAAGAGGGGCUGGGACACUUUGAGAUGAGUGAGCAGACCUUUGAAGCUUCUUCCUCCUCUUCCUCGGUCCAAACACCAGUUAUCUCUCAAGUUUCCUCUACCAUGAACUAUGACAACCACACUUCUGCACCUCCUUCCCAAACUCCAAACCCCAGGUCAAGGAACCGAGGGGAGGCCGCACAAGGGGACCACCUGAAGUCCACCGCUGCUGUUACCUCUCUGCAAGACCCAGAGGAAGACGAGGGAGAGAAGGAGAGAGGUGGAAGAAAGAAGAAGAGACUAGUGUCAAUUACAAUUGAGUGAAAACGUUCCAUAAGUGUAAACAUGUAUAAUAACAGUCAGUGUCCUGUUGCACAUUCAAUACUUCUGUUGUCGACGGUUUAUUAUACUCUCAGAAAAAAAGGUACCAAAGCUGCCAUUGGGGUGGUACCAUUGAAAAAGGUACACCUUUGUACCUUAUUUAUCCGUAAAGAGCACAUAUUAGUAUCUUUAAAGUAUUAGUACCUACAAUGUAUAUAUUAGUACCUAAAUGGUACAUUUUAGUACCUUCUGAAAGGGUACCACCGCAGUGACAACUUUUGUUCUUUUGUUCUGAGAGUGUAUGUUUUAACAGCUUAUAAACUUGGUGUAAUGCCUUUUAAUUUGUGUAGGUUACUUUAAAUGAUUGUAAAAUCACAUUUGAUUUGGAUUUACAUAUAAAUCUAUCUGAAAGAGUGAUCAUGGUUCUAAAUUUAAAAAAAGAAAAAGAAAACAUGAAAUAAAAAGUGACUUUUUAUUAGUAACCCAUUAAUAUCUGUGACUAUAAUGAAUUUGUUCCAUGGAAGCACAUUUCUUUAAAUUUAAUUAUAUUUUUAUUCAUAAUUAAUAAUAUACCAUUUUUUAACCGCUUUGCGGCGGUCUGUCAAAAAGAAUCAAAUUGUAUACCUUUUUUUUGCAUUAUGUUCAGCUAUGACUGAUUUUUCUUUUUAUUAUGCGACUUCCUUUUCUCCCAUUUCAUGUCUGCACCCUAACUAUCGCAAACUGCCCCUUCCGACUAUAAACAAACCUGUUACAAACUGGGAAGCUUCAAUCCUCUGAGGACCGUUCCAAAAAAAUGUGAAAGACUGGGAAACAAAACAACCAUGAAACCCUGAUAAUGGGUGGUUGUGCAUUGACUGACUAAUCUAAUGUGCUUUAGUGUGUUGUUUUGAAUGCGUGUAUAUGUGAAGAGUAGCCCUGUUUUCCUAGCCCUCUUUUCUGCUGUAUGUGUAAUGCUGCUAAAUUUUGUAAACUGUGCCUCUUGCCCAGCUCUCCGAACCAAUUCGAUCUAAAGAGCUGUAUGUGAAUUCUUUGGGUUUAACAUUCUUCUUUUGAUUGUGACAUAUGGAAGAAUUGUCAAAUGGGUCAAGUUUUAAUAGUGGAAGGAAGGUGAUAUUUCCAUAGCCUUUCCCAUUUUAUUGCUGUUGGAAUUAUACUAUGGAAUUUUCUCCCAAAGCUUGAUGCCAUAGUUGUAUGUGCCUAAUAUUCUCCCAAACAAAGUUUAUGAACACCUUGUGACUAUGGCAUGAGCCUUGAUCGAAGAUGUAACUUGAUUGCGACUUUGGAAUAUGUAGCAUUUGUUUUGUUCGGUAGUCGUAACGAUCGCGUAUCUUCGCUUCCUUCGUGUGAUAUUGCACCUGGCAAUCAGUCAGUCUCGAAGCUGCUCCAUUCCAAUAUGAUUCUGUAGGGAACAAAAAGUUUUAAUAAGCGUUGUGCAAUAUUGUUUCGGAUGAUUCACGUGGUCCAAAAUUAAAACCUUUUAUACUGCAGUGGACAAUGAGCUGAAUGACUGAAGAUAAUGAAAUACAGGAAGGGGGCUAGUCGAGGGAAAAGGCUAAAGCAUGUGCCCUGCGAUAAACCAUUCAUAUGAAUUGUUAGUGUACAAACAGUGAAAGAAAUCACAUUGUGUUACAAAAACUAGGUCGCAAUAUCUUUCUCUGAUGUCAUUUCCCUUGAGACGGUCUCCCGCUUAUCUCACUCUCUCCAUUUUUGCGACCGCCAGCUGUAGCUCAAACUCAAUUACUUCAUAGUCUGAGAGUUUGUAGUGACGCAUUUAUCCAUAAGACAAUAUUGGCUGUCUGUCCCAGAUUGCUCUUUGUGCUACUUGCAUGUUAUCCGUGCAAAAAGAAAUAUGGG